CAGGGGUACCCGUGUCGGGGUUGGUUAUUUUGUUCAAUCCAUUGACUGUUGCGAUUCCCUUCGUUUCGCUUGCGAGAACCGGACCCGUUCUAACUUCCGACUGGUGAUCCAUUCUCUCGCUGCCGCUGCAACCGUCCUCCUGUUUUUGAGUGUUUUUUUCCGACCAGCACCGCACCAUGGCUGAUAAAGUUCGCGUUUGUAUCGUUGGUUCCGGAAACUGGGGUUCGGCAAUCGCCAAAAUCGUGGGUGCCAAUGCCAAGCGGCUGCCCGCCUUCGAGGAUCGUGUCACGAUGUACGUGUACGAGGAGAUGAUCGACGGCAAGAAGCUGACGGAAAUCAUCAACACGACGCACGAGAACGUGAAGUACCUGCCUGGACACAAGCUGCCCGAGAACGUCGUUGCCGUUCCGGAUGUCGUUGAUGCGGCGAAGGAUGCCGACAUUCUCAUUUUCGUCGUGCCACACCAGUUCAUCCGGGGACUUGGCACGCAGCUGCUGGGCAAAAUCAAGUCGACUGCCGUAGGCCUGUCACUGAUCAAGGGCUUUGAUGUUGCGGAGGGCGGUGGCAUGGAGCUGAUCUCGCACUUGAUCACGAAACAUCUGAAGAUUCCGUGCUCGGUGCUGAUGGGCGCCAACCUGGCCGGUGAAGUGGCCGAGGAAAAGUUCUGCGAAACCACGAUCGGAUGCCGGGACAUGAAGAUCGCGCAAACGCUUCGCGAUCUGUUCCUGACGCCAAACUUCCGCGUGGUCGUUGUUGACGAUGUUGAUGCGGUGGAAAUUUGCGGUGCCCUGAAGAACAUCGUGGCUUGCGGUGCCGGGUUUGUGGACGGCAUGGGUCUGGGUGAUAACACGAAGGCAGCCGUCAUUCGGUUAGGGUUGAUGGAGAUGAUCAAGUUUGUUGAUGUGUUCUAUCCGGGCAGCAAGCUGUCGACGUUCUUCGAGAGCUGCGGUGUUGCUGAUCUCAUCACCACGUGUUACGGUGGCCGAAACCGUAAAGUAUCCGAAGCGUUCGUCAAAACCGGCAAGACGAUCAAGCAGCUGGAAGAUGAAAUGCUGAACGGACAGAAGCUGCAGGGUCCGAUCACCGCGGAGGAGGUGAACUUCAUGCUGAAGAGCAAAGGAAUGGAGGACAAAUUCCCGCUGUUUACCGCCAUCCACAAAAUCUGUACGGGACAGGUGAAGCCGCAAGGAUUCUUGGACUGCCUGCGCAACCACCCGGAGCACAUGACACCUUGGGCAAAGCUCUAGAGAAACACUUGCUCACAAAGCCAUUCUCUAAUACCAUAAUCACCUCCCUCCCCAAUAGCAAAUCAAUUGCAUUUAAUAGAGGCGUAAAUCAUAAGUCUUUUGCUCGAAAGAUUCCCAUAGCAAUACGUUCUGCAGAAGCAGACACAAAAUUUAGGUUCUAAUCGGGGCGCUUAGGUUUACUGGGUGUAUGCAUUUAUUUUGAUGAAACUUUUAAAUACGUUAUUCAAUUUAGUUUGACCCUAGAAUAGGGUGGUAGUCACAAGUACCAAAAAAUCAAACCAAGCUAACACAUUCCAUUCGAAGGUACUCAAUACUUCCAUACUAACAGUAACAUAUCGAUUGUGCUUUUUGGGAAUUUCGCUUUUUUGAGAUGUUGAGUGUAGCUAACAGUUGAACUGAAACUCUCUUUAUUCUAUUUAGGCUAUUUUUGCAUUUGGGGCUUUGUCAGUUUUUUUGUACUAUUACGGGAUAAUUUUAGAUAGGUGCAAAGUUUUGUUACGGGAUAAAUUUAUACUGUUCAUCCAACGACAUCACAACUGGUUCUGGUAUGAAGAAAAAAAUACUCAGAAAAAACAAUCCGUCAACAAAUGUGAUAAGAAAGCUGAUUGGAAAGUGAAUAAACCUGAACAGUUAUUGGGA
Anopheles nili is the source of this 1886-nucleotide messenger RNA. RefSeq names its product glycerol-3-phosphate dehydrogenase [NAD(+)], cytoplasmic (gene Gpdh1). Gene Ontology annotation, cellular component: glycerol-3-phosphate dehydrogenase (FAD) complex; cytosol. The record is from RefSeq and is a predicted model, not a curated record. The coding region runs from base 177 to 1247 and encodes 356 amino acids. Gene Ontology annotation, biological process: carbohydrate metabolic process; glycerol-3-phosphate catabolic process. Lineage: Eukaryota; Metazoa; Arthropoda; Insecta; Diptera; Culicidae. The transcript has 7 exons. Gene Ontology annotation, molecular function: protein homodimerization activity; glycerol-3-phosphate dehydrogenase [NAD(P)+] activity; NAD binding.